Acaromyces ingoldii is the source of this 910-nucleotide messenger RNA. Its product is annotated as Sedlin. Gene Ontology annotation, biological process: endoplasmic reticulum to Golgi vesicle-mediated transport. Bases 69 to 752 code for a protein of 227 amino acids. Lineage: Eukaryota; Fungi; Basidiomycota; Exobasidiomycetes; Exobasidiales; Cryptobasidiaceae. The record is from RefSeq and is a predicted model, not a curated record. The transcript has 3 exons. Gene Ontology annotation, cellular component: cytoplasm; TRAPP complex; nucleus.
GAACGAACACACGCACAUACACGCUCGCUCGCUCGCUCGCACAUACGCAACCACGAAUGGCCUCGACGAUGACGUCUGCCGGCGGCGCGUCUGCCUCGUCGUCCUCGGCGGUCCGUAUCGAAGCGGUGGCCAUCGUCGGCAACAAGAAUCAGCGCCUGUUUCUUGCCUCGCGCGCCUCCUCCUCCUCGUCGUCGUCGUCGUCAUCGUCGCAGGCAGGCGUGGAGGAGGCACUGCGGCUCGAGCAUGCAGCACACUGCGCCCUGGAUGUCAUCGAUGAGCGCACCCAGCCGCGCAGCACCGACCAGCAGGGCCCGCAGUCGACAUACCUCGGCCUCGUGCUUGCGCUCGAGGACCUGAGCAUCUAUGCGCUCAUCACGACGACGCGCCUCCGCAUCCUCGUCGUGCUCCGGACACCGGCGGGCGCCGCGGCUGUGUCGGCAGGCGGGAGCGCCGGGCCAGGGACAGGCACGGCUGCGGGCGCUUCGGCCGACGCCAAGGUGCGCGAUCUCGACGUCCUGACUGUCCUGCGAGCGGUCCACACGAGCUACUUGGCCUAUGCAAGCAACCCCUUUCUCGCGCUUGGGCCAGGCGCAAGCGCGGGCGCAGUGGCAGGGGCAGGCGCGAGCGUGCUCGCCUCGUCGCUCGACGCAGCCUCAAAGGGCUCCUUCGGCCACGCCUCGGCCCCGUCUCGAGCAGGCGAGAUCAGGAGUGCGACGUUCGACCGGCGGAUACGGGCCAUCGCGGGCUGGUAGAGGCUCAAGGACAUCAAGGAGGAGCAAGGGAGGAGAGGAGAGGAGAGAAGAGAAGAGAAGAGGAGAGGAGGAGCGAGGAGCGAGGAGGGACUGAGCAGUGGAUGUCUCUAUGUAUUCAAAAUGCAUGUCACGGUACAACUACAUUUCCAUCAUUUCCC